AUGUCUGAUUCGGCGCGGUUGGAUUGGCUGGUGGAAUUUAAAAUUAUCAGACUCCUUGAAACUCAGAGCGGUGUCCUGAAGAUAAUGGCCUGGUUGUUCUCCCAAUUUGUUCUUGCAGUGAAGCAAAAACACAAUGAGGGUUUGGAAGUGCCGCUCUCCGUUCCCACCGUUUUGACCACUGGACGGUUGCAUCCCGCAGACUCAGCCAAAUAUUGCCCUGAAUGGAGACACGGGAGACGGGGAAGCUGA
This is a messenger RNA of Paracoccidioides brasiliensis Pb18, 249 nucleotides long. RefSeq lists its product as uncharacterized. The coding region runs from base 1 to 249 and encodes 82 amino acids. The record is from RefSeq and is a predicted model, not a curated record. The transcript is spliced from 2 exons.